Messenger RNA from Eublepharis macularius, 465 nucleotides. RefSeq names its product chromosome 19 C17orf98 homolog (gene SPMAP1). The record is from RefSeq and is a predicted model, not a curated record. Bases 1 to 465 code for a protein of 154 amino acids. Lineage: Eukaryota; Metazoa; Chordata; Lepidosauria; Squamata; Eublepharidae. The transcript is spliced from 3 exons.
AUGGCUUGCAUUACCCGGCGACGCCUUCAGAGACAAAAAGAAUUCAUUCUGGACGGGGUGGCGGUGGACACCAUUGGCAGUAGCUACACAAACAUCCUCCCUAAACUGUGGUCUCCAUUGCCUCCUUAUAACGCUCAGCUGGAUAUCCAUGCCGCCAGCUACUUCUCCUCUCCAGUGGUCAAGUCACUGUUGACAAAAACAGGACAGACCCGUGGAGGGACCUCUGGGAAUGGCUGGAUAGUGGAUUAUUUCCAUAUUUACGGGCCAGGUCAGAGGUACUUAAACCGGAGAAACUGGGCAGGAGCAGGUCAUUCUUUGCAGCAAGUGGCUGGUCACCAUUUGUACUUGUCGGACGCACAUCCUAUUAGAGGGUUCAACGGGCGCUACGGCUACCGUCGGAACACCCCUGAUCUCCGCACACGUUCCUCUUGUUUCGGAGAAGUCACUUGCCUCCCCCUCUACUAA